This is a messenger RNA of Aspergillus tanneri, 495 nucleotides long. RefSeq lists its product as uncharacterized. The record is from RefSeq and is a predicted model, not a curated record. NCBI's taxonomy places the organism in Eukaryota, Fungi, Ascomycota, Eurotiomycetes, Eurotiales, Aspergillaceae. Bases 1 to 495 code for a protein of 164 amino acids. The transcript has a single exon.
AUGCCACGAUCAAGAGAAGACCGCCGCCUUAUCACAAAGUUAAUGGACAGGGGCAAACUGUUUCCUUCUGUUACCGACGGCGACCGCAGAACCACCAUACUCAACCAUCUUCUCAGCACAAAUGGCAGAAUUCUGAGCCUGCGCUCGUUGCUUCAAGAUACUCUGGUUCUCGAGCCAUGUGCAAAAGCCCUACAACAACUUGUUAAUCCUGGUUGUAAAGACUUGAAGAAUGCACUCAUCCGGACGAUCGAUGGCGGCUAUAUGGUGUGGCCUGUGCAAGUUACCGAAAAUUCUAUUAAGAGUUUAACUGCGGAGCCGAAUAGCUCGCCGCUGUUGUCUCAAGCAAACUAUGCGACUAUUGCUUAUGUCCAACUCUGGCUCUUUGCAAUGCGCCACGUCGAAAAUCUCUCUGAUAUAAACCUUACAGGCUCCCAGCGCGAGCGCAAUAACGAGACGCAUGUAUACCGAGAAACACUACAAGAGUCUAGUUAUUAA